Messenger RNA from Spirometra erinaceieuropaei, 540 nucleotides. The record is from the annotation of a GenBank genome assembly. Lineage: Eukaryota; Metazoa; Platyhelminthes; Cestoda; Diphyllobothriidea; Diphyllobothriidae.
AUGCUGAUGGACGCCUACGAUGACGAAAGUCCCGGGAUCCGCAUUGUCUACAGGACGCAUGGCCAACUACCCCAUCAGCUGCUGAUGCAAUCUCAGUCGUGUGCAUCCAGAACUACCGUCCAUAAAAUUCUUUUAGCCAGCAAUCGCGCUCUCAACACCACCUCAGAAGGGGACAUGCAAAGAAGUAUGAACCUCUUCGCUGUCGUCUGCGACAACUUUGGCCUGGUCAUCAACACGGAGAAGGCGACGGUUAUGCACCAAACGCCACCCAAAGUUGCCUACAGUGCAUCCCAAAUCAACAUGAACGACGUCCAAGUGCAAGCCGUGAGCAACUUCACCUAUCUGCGAAGCACCCUCUCCCGCAGCACCAAAGUCGAUAAUGAAAUGGCCCACGGGGUUUCUAAGACCAUCGGAGACUUUGGCCGCCUGCAAAACACCGUCUGCAAAGCUCACAGCCUCCACCUCGGCACCGAACUUAAGAUGCACAAAGUGGUCAUUCUGCCGACGCAGCUGCAUGAAGCCGAGACCUGGACAAUGUAG